Messenger RNA from Rotaria sp. Silwood1, 342 nucleotides. Lineage: Eukaryota; Metazoa; Rotifera; Eurotatoria; Philodinida; Philodinidae. The record is from the annotation of a GenBank genome assembly.
AUGCAAUUCGAUGAUGGGAAGAGUUUAUAUGAAUUACUUAAUCAAGCAUUACGUACCGAGAAUCGUGGAGAGUUAAAAACGUGGUUUUCGUAUCUUAAAUUAUUUCUUACUGCCCUGCAUAAGUUACCAUCACAAAGUGGAACAGUAUGGCGUGGUAUUCGAGAUGUGGAUUUAAGUUCAAAAUAUAAAACUGGCAAAUUAAAUCCUGCUCCUCAACUCCAUAUUAUUCAGUUAAAAGAAAUCACACCGCCUAUUCCACUUGUAAAACCACCAUUUCAAAAGUCAUCACCAGUAUUUAAACCAACACCAAAAAUCAAAGGCAUCAGUUCAUCAUUUUAUUAA